Messenger RNA from Myotis lucifugus (little brown bat), 672 nucleotides. RefSeq names its product immediate early response 3 (gene IER3). NCBI's taxonomy places the organism in Eukaryota, Metazoa, Chordata, Mammalia, Chiroptera, Vespertilionidae. Gene Ontology annotation, cellular component: nucleus. The record is from RefSeq and is a predicted model, not a curated record. Gene Ontology annotation, biological process: negative regulation of apoptotic process; DNA damage response.
AUGGGACAUCAGUCCUACAAUCAGAAGGAACAGAAUUCUGCCAACGUCCAGAAUGAGCUUGGAAGCUCAUUCAUCCCCAUAGACUCUAGAAAUGAAUACAGCCCAGCUGACACUUUGAUUUCAGCCUUGUGGACUCUUAAGCAGAGACCUAGACCUGGUGAAAAUGUUAAAGAUGAAGGGGGCGGGGACAAGAGAGUUGAGAAGGGCCUGGGGAAGCUCAAGACCAUUCCAUACAUGACAAAGGAUAAUGAUGAUUAUGAUGGUGAUGAUGAUGAUGACGAGGAUAAUGAUAAAAAUACCAGGGUACUAAGGCUACUUACUGGUGCUGAGAUCUUCAUGUUCGACCCUCUCCCUGAGCCAGUGCUGAUCCCCGCCAUGUGCCCCAGUGCCUCCAGCCUUACAGUCCUCUACCCACAAGUGGUCCGGCGCCAGCUGCUUGCCGAGGAUCUGCAUCCUGCCAAAAGGCUCCUCUUUCUCCCGCUCACCAUCGUCUUCUGCCAGCUGAGGCUGAAGAAACUGGGCGCCCUGGCCCCAGAGGAUGCCCCCAGCGCUGUGUCCCCCAUGUUCAUUCCCGCACCCGCAGCCCUCAAGCCCCUUAAUCUGACAGCAGAGCCCUCGAACAAUGCUCUGGAUCGCGGAACUUUUCUUCAGGAACACCUAGCUGCCUUCUAA